Messenger RNA from Lodderomyces oxycetoniae, 2829 nucleotides. RefSeq names its product UBA2. The coding region runs from base 1 to 2829 and encodes 942 amino acids. NCBI's taxonomy places the organism in Eukaryota, Fungi, Ascomycota, Pichiomycetes, Serinales, Debaryomycetaceae. The transcript has 4 exons. The record is from RefSeq and is a predicted model, not a curated record. Gene Ontology annotation, biological process: protein O-linked glycosylation via mannose; dolichol-linked oligosaccharide biosynthetic process; GPI anchor biosynthetic process. Gene Ontology annotation, molecular function: dolichyl-phosphate beta-D-mannosyltransferase activity; ubiquitin-like modifier activating enzyme activity; actin binding. Gene Ontology annotation, cellular component: endoplasmic reticulum membrane.
AUGACCGUCAAUAAGUACUCAGUGAUAUUGCCCACGUACAAUGAGAAGAGAAACCUACCAAUUCUCAUCUACUUAUUGAACAAAACAUUCAAAGAAAAUAAUUUGGCAUGGGAAGUUAUCAUUGUUGAUGAUAACUCCCCUGACGGGACACAAGAGAUUGCCAAAAAACUAAUUGACAUUUACGGAUCGGAGCACAUUUUAUUACGCCCAAGAGCCGGAAAAUUAGGGUUGGGAACUGCUUAUGUUCAUGGGUUGCAAUAUGUGACAGGCAAUUUUGUGAUUAUAAUGGAUGCAGAUUUCAGCCAUCACCCAGAGGCUAUACCCGAGUUUAUUGCCAAACAAAAGACUGAAGACUACGAUAUUGUUACAGGUACAAGGUAUGCAGGUGAUGGGGGUGUUUACGGAUGGGAUUUCAAAAGAAAAUUGAUCUCUAGAGGUGCCAAUUUCUUAGCUACGGUUGUUUUGAAUCCACGUGUGAGUGAUUUAACUGGAAGUUUCAGAUUGUACAAGACUAAUGUGUUGAGGAAAAUCAUUGAUGUGACUCAGUCAAAGGGCUAUGUUUUCCAAAUGGAAAUGAUGGUGAGAGCUAGAAGUUUGGGGUUCACAGUAGGCGAAGUGCCAAUUAGUUUUGUAGAUAGGUUAUAUGGAGAGAGUAAAUUGGGAGGAGACGAGAUAGUUCAGUACGCAAAGGGUAGAGGAGUAAUGGCUAAGGACACAUAUUUGAGGAAAGUGCUUGGAGAGAAAUGCUUUGAUAAAGUGAGACAUGCCAAAGUGUUGUUGGUUGGUGCUGGAGGUAUUGGCUGUGAGCUAUUGAAAAAUUUAGUUUUAACAGGGUACAAUGAAAUUCAUGUAGUCGAUUUGGAUACCAUCACACUUUCUAAUUUGAAUCGGCAAUUUUUGUUUAGAAAGAGUGACAUUGACAAGUCAAAGUCAUUGACUGUUGUGAAAGCCGUUGAAUCGUUUAAUUACUUUGACUCUGAGCUUGUUCCACAUCAUGGGAAUAUUAUGGAUACUAGACAAUUUCCAUUACAAUGGUGGGAACAGUUUACAUAUAUCUUCAAUGCCUUGGACAACGUAGAAGCAAGACAUUAUGUGAAUAAGAUCUGUCUCUUUUUGAGAAAACCAUUAAUGGAAAGCGGGACAGAAGGUUAUGGGGGCCAAAUAAAUCCAAUAUUCCCCUAUUACAGUGAAUGCUUUGAUUGUCAAAAGCAUAUAUCUCCCAAGACAUAUCCUGUGUGCACGAUUAGGUCUACGCCCUCGCAGCCUGUUCAUUGUAUUACAUGGGCCAAAGAAUUCUUGUUUCGGCAGUUAUUUGACGAAGCGGAUGAAGCUAGUUCUUUGAAUGAUGCAGAUGCAAUAGCGAAUGAAGCGGAAAACAAGGAAGAGAUUGAAAACUUGACGAAAGAAGCGAACGAGUUGGCAGAAUUACGCAGGAUGAUAUACGAUAACGAGAAGGAACAGUUUACUGAAGAGAUGAUACGCAAUAUAUUUACCGUUGACAUUGAGCGGUUGUUAUUGAUUGAGGAUCUUUGGAAAACACGACUGAAACCUACUCCGCUUGACUUUGAUACAUACCAGAAAGAAUUGAAGCUGAAACUAUCAGAUAAUGCGAAUGAUUCAAUUUUGAUUGCAGAGACUAAGAACUGGUCAGUGCUUGAGAAUUUAUAUGCCUUGUGCAAAUCAAGCGAACGUUUGCAAACAAGACUAAAACUGGGAAAAGAACAUUUUAUAUCCUUUGAUAAGGAUGAUGACGAUGCCAUGACUUUUGUUGCAGCAGCUUCUAAUUUGAGAUCGCAUAUUUUCCAUAUUAGCACCAAGUCCAAAUUCGACAUUAAGGAAAUUGCGGGAAAUAUCAUUCCAGCCAUUGCAACAACCAAUGCAAUUGUUGCUGGGUUUGCAAGCGCUACGGGCACUCAGUAUUUCUCCUACAAUGUCAAGAACAGUGAUUUUAGUGAGGUUUUUGAAAAAAUCUAUACAAUGUCAAUUUGUUUAAGACCGCAGCAGUAUGUAAUAUCGGCAUCCCUCUCAGGCCCGUAUGAGAAAUGCGUUAGCGAUGUUCUCGUUUCAAGAGGUAUCCUACAUAUAAGGGAGCAAGACUUUGAGAACUUGACACUUGGUUGGCUCAUAGACAAGUUAGUAGAUUCAUAUGGUUAUUCUAGGGACUUUAUUUCAAUACAAGUGGGAAGUUCUAAAUUGAUAUAUGAUGCCGAAUUUGACGAGUACUUUGACACAAGAUUAAAACAAGUGCCGGGGUUGAAAGAUCAAGUAAUAAUCUUGGUUCAGGAUGAUUCGGAUGAGUUGGAAGGUGUUGAGCUUUACUUAAUUGUUGAGGAGGAAACUGAGACAAGCCUACCAGUACUAAAAAUAGGACGUAAUAAGUUGGAUAAAGUUUCUGAAAACGACCAAGAGUCUGAAGACGAUGACGAUAUAGAAAUUAUUGGAUUUCAAGAUGAAGAGACAGAUUCAGAUAUUGAGAUUUUGAAUGACGUAGAGGAGAAGAGAGCUGUGUUAUACUCUAAAGCAGGCGAUUCAUUAUGGGCACAAUCAGGAUCAUUCCAAUUGCAACCAGAUGAGAUUUUGGCAAUUGCUAAAGGGUUCGAUGAUGCAUCAGAUUUACAGAGCCACGGUUUACACGCUCAAGGUCAAAAGUAUUUCUUAUUGAGAAAUGACGAUAGAUCGAUAUAUGGGAAACAUGAAGCUGAAGGUUUGAUUUGUGUCAGAACUAAGCAGACCAUAUUAGUAGCUCAUUAUCCAAGCGGAAUCCAACCCGGUGAAGCAACCACUAUUGUUGAAAAAUUAGCAGAUUAUUUGAUUAGUGUUGGUUAUUGA